Molecule: messenger RNA, 1910 nt
Organism: Hemicordylus capensis (graceful crag lizard)
Lineage: Eukaryota; Metazoa; Chordata; Lepidosauria; Squamata; Cordylidae
Gene: WHR1
Product: serine/threonine kinase 19
Exons: 8
Coding region: 704-1459 (251 amino acids)
Biological process (GO): protein phosphorylation; positive regulation of Ras protein signal transduction
Molecular function (GO): protein serine/threonine kinase activity
Source: RefSeq, a predicted model, not a curated record
GCCCUGCUCAUAAAUGUCAUGAUGUGGCGGGGUCUGUUUUUCACACCGGCUCGACAGCACCCUUUACCUUUACCUUUACUGAAGGAGCCGGAUCAGAGGAGUCCAUGUAAUCUGUUCCUGAAGGGACCAGCUACUGAUCAGUUUACCUUAUGUAGUUUUUCCUGUUAAUCUAGUGUUUUAAACUGUAAACUGCCAUGAAGUCCAAGAUAGAAAGGUAUAUACAUUUAGCAAGUGUAGUUUGUAAACUGCCUUGAGGACUUUGUGGUAUAUAAAUCUAAUGAACAAAAUACAAUUAUUAUUGUCAUUAUGAACAGACAAAUAUAAGUGUCCUUAUAUCCCCACCCCUGCCUUCUUUCAAGUAGCUCAGGGCUUGUACUGUACGCAUCAUUCUUCCUCUUUCUACCUGUCUAUGUUUACAAAGUGUGAGGGGUUAGUUAGAUUGAGAGAUAAUGAUGCAUCCAUGAUCACUUUGUGAGCUUCAUGGCAGAGUGUGGGUCUGAGCUGAUGUCUCACUGGCCCAACACUGAUUCUGACCACUGGCUAUUAUCAAAAGAGGGACAUGGCUGAGAGGAGUUGAGUUCUCUGUUCUCCUUUGCCUAGUCAGAUACUCUUUUGCGAGCCCAUCUCCAAUAUGGAAGAGAGCCAGCCUGGGGAGAAAAGCAUGUCUAGUGAGGGAGGAUGAAGAGCCAUACCCUCCAGCCUCAUGAAGCGGAAGCAUCAGCUCGUCUCAGAUACUUUCAAAGCCAAAAAACAACGGCUGGCUGUAGCACCAGAGUCCUCAAAACAAGAGGGCCCUGAGGCAGUAGAAUCUGCUCUCCAGGACCUGGCAUCUCUCUUCCCUCGCAAAUUAUUUGAGGACUCGCUGCCACCUCUGGUUCUGAGACACCAGAUCUACAGCCUUGUCAAAGACCGCACAACUGUAGACAGGCACCUGAAUCAGCUUAAAGAUGAUGGCCGGAUCCGGAUGUUCCAGCACAGCUUUGAUGCAGACACUUUCGUCGUGACAUUCACAGACAAUUAUAUAUCCAAGGUGCUGGAAUUUGUGUCUGGGAAAGAGUCGGCCAGGACAGUGAAGAAGUUCUUGGAUUCUGUCCUCUCCUCCUGCCCUGACAUCAGCUUUGACAAAAGGAGGCUUCUGAAAGAGUUUGGCUUCAGGGAUACCGAGAUCACGCAGCUGGUAAAUGCUGGAGUCCUAACUGUCCGUGAUGCUGGGAGCUGGUGGCUGGCAGUACCUGGAGCAGGCCGCUUUAUCAAGUGUUUCAUCAAAGGGAGGAAAUCCGUGUUGGGCAUGAUUGAGAAAGCCAAGUAUAAGGAAGUUUUGCUGUCAGAUCUGCAGAGCCGUCGAGCACCAAGUGUAAAACUGGGUCUUCCUUACCAUAUACAUGACAUUAUUGGAGCCCAACUGGUGGACUGUGUGCCAACUUCCUCCGGUACUCUUCUCCGACUGGCUGACGACUAAGUGUGUGCCAUUUUGCUGUCCAAUGGAGACCUGUGCCUAAUGAACAGAGCCUACUUGGGACACUUGGCAUUUACACUGGGGUGCAAGGCUUCUACCCAGGGUUAUUCAUAUCUGUGGAAGCAGAAAGACUUUUCCCGGCAAAACAACAUUUCUCUUAUUUAUGAACAGAUUUUGCACUUAAAAUGGGUCCAUGUAAGAGAGCAUCUUAGUGGGCCGGACUUGUCACUGCCAUAAUAUGAUUGCAACAUGAGGCUAUGAUGCAAUUUAAGAGUUUGUGGAGUGAUAUAACUUGUCACUUCCGAAGCACCAGGAAGCUUACCCAGCUGCAGUAAGAAGAGCCAAGAUUAAAUAUGCCCCAUGGGCAACUCAUUCCUUGUAUGUGUUUGUGUUCCUUUUCUGAGCCCAUGUCUUCUAAAAUUCCUUGAAGCUUAAUUAAAAGCACUUGCUUUCA